AUGUGGAUGCGUCAUACAGCAUUAACAAGUGGAAAUGUUUUUGUGAAUAAAGACUCUGAUUUUUCCAAAAUGAAUGUUGAGGAAUUGAAACAACGUAUUGAUAAUGAUCCUAGUAUUAUGAAGAAAUUAAUGUUCAUGGGUUCUCACAUUCGUGGAUCAAAGGCAUUUUGGAAGAGCAGAUCAGGUGAAUUACGUGAUAUGAUAGAACAAUUGGGACUACCAACUAUAUUUUUAACAAUGAGUGCUGCAGAUCUUUUUUGGCCCGAUCUUUUUCGUUUGCUAUGCAACAAAGAUAUUUCACAAAUUACAAUGAGGGAACGUAGGAUUCUAAUUCAAGAGAACCCAUUAAUUGCUGAUUUGUUUUUCCAACACAGGCUGGAAUGUUUUGUUGAUACUGUUCUUGAACCAGAAUUUCAAGUUGUUGAUUUUUGGUAUAGGAUCGAAUACCAACACAGGGGCUCGCCUCAUGUCCAUGGCUUGUAUUGGUGUAAAAAUGCAGUUGAUGUGUCUAACAUAGCUAAUGCGACUGAUGAAGAAAGGAAAAAGAUCAGCAUGUACUUUGACAAAUUAGUUUCUGCUGUUUUGCCAGACAAAGAUUGUCCAAUGCCUGACCAACAUCCUUGUGAAGUUCGUUUUGAAAAUGUAACUGAUGUUGAUGAAUCAUUAUCACAGUUAUUGAAGUCAGUGCAGAGACAUACAUGUUCUAAAGCCUAUAUACAGAGAACUGAUAAAAAAACCAAACAAACUGUUUGCCGAUUCCAUUUUCCAAAGGAAAUUAGAGAUCAUUCAGAAAUAAUUGUGAACCCUGAAACUGGUGAAGUGGAAUUUUUACCCAAGUGUAAUGAUGAAAAAUUAAACAAGUUUCAUCCGUUCAUCAUAAGCACAUGGAGAGCAAACAUAGAUAUUGCUCCUGUGUUAUCAAAGAAAGCAGUUGUUGCGUAUCUUACCAAGUAUGUUACUAAAAGUGAAGUCGGGUCUGAUACAUUGAAGGAGAUUUGUUCUAAAGUUUGUUCCAGUAUGGUGUCUUCCGAAAAAGCCACGAAAGCCAUUCAAAAAGUUUUAAUUAAAAAUUGUGUGGAACGUGAUAUCUCUGCCCAAGAGGUGUGCCAUAUUUUGAUGGGUGCAAAGCUUUAUUCAGCUAGUGGUCGUAAAUUUGUUGUAGUCUUUACCAAGGAAACUGCUUGGGUUCCUCUAGAAUGUAAUGAAGUAAGUGAAGUGAACAAUAAUUCUGAGAAUAGAGAGGGAAAAACUUUUUUGGCAAAGUAUAAAACCAGACCUGAGCAGUUGUGUAAUGUAUCUUUGUAUAACUGUGCAAAAUAUUAUAAUAGCAGCACCUGGAAGAAACUGAAGAAAAGAGAUAACAUUGUUCGUGUUUUUCCACGUUUAACUUUAUCUGACAAUGAAGAGAAAAAUGAGUUAUGGUAUAGGCAACAAGUACUAUUGCAUGUACCUUUUGUUUUGGAAGAUGAAUUGAAAGUAGAAGGUGAAUACUGGAAAAAUGUUUAUGAUAGACAAAAUGUAGCUCACAUUAAGAAGACAUGGUGUUUUAAUAACGUUAAUGUUGAACCUGGAGAAGCAGAAGAAAUUGAAAUGUUGUGUGAAAAUGAUGAAAGAAAUGGAGAUUGGAUGAUUGCAUCUCGCCUAUGUGCUAGUUCUAUGGUUCAACCAGUUGAACUGGGAUCUAAGAAAGUGGAUGUGAAUCAUGAUUGGCAUAGUAGUGCUUCAAAAUAUGAGUCAUUUGGUAAUUUUAAUUUUUUCAAGAACUUCAUUGAAAAUGAAAAAAAGAAAGAUGAUGUUGGUCCUGUUGUCAAUGACAUGCCAGAUGUAAUUUUCUCUGCCGAACAAAAUGUAAAAAUGUUUCUGGGAGAACAAAUUAAAGCUAUAAAUAAUUGUAAUGAACAGACAGGUCUUCAUAGAAGAGUGUUGGUGCAAGGCAAAGCUGGCACUGGUAAAAGUUUAUUGAGAAAGUUUUUAGUAAACAUAUUACAGAAAGAGUUUGGACAGGAUUACAAGUAAGUAAACUAAACCUUUUUAAAAUCUUUAUUCUAUCAUGGUUCACUAUAAGUAUUUUA
Molecule: messenger RNA, 2072 nt
Organism: Frankliniella occidentalis (western flower thrips)
Lineage: Eukaryota; Metazoa; Arthropoda; Insecta; Thysanoptera; Thripidae
Exons: 4
Coding region: 1-2016 (671 amino acids)
Source: RefSeq, a predicted model, not a curated record